AUGGCAGUUCUCAAAGUAAAAUUCAGCAAGACACGAAGAGGAAAACUAGCUCAAGUUUUAUGGAUUCUAAACUGGGUGUCUGUUGUCACUGGACUAAUUAUCUUCAGUCUGGGGCUCUAUCUGAAGAUUGAAAUCAAGAAACGGAGCGAGCUGAUGAUAAGUAAAGACCUUCAGACGGUCCCCAACAUGCUCAUUGCUGUGGGCACAAUCGCUUGCGUCAUCAAUUUCUUUGGUGGAAAGAUUUGCUAUGAUUGCUCGGAUGCCAACAAAUUCUCCAGGUGGAAGCUGUUCAUGCUGCCCUAUAUCAUCUGCACCUUCUUCUUUACGUUCUGCGUGUUUGCGGGAGCCAUCAUGUGUUAUACUAUGAGGAAUGAGCUGGAAUCUGCUCUGUACCGUGGACUCAAAGAUGCCUUAAAAUAUUACAAGGACACAGAUAUCCCUGGUCGCUGCUUCCUAAAAUCUACCAUUGACAUGCUACAGAUUGAGUUCCAAUGCUGUGGGAACAAUGGAUUCAGAGACUGGUUUGAGAUCCAGUGGAGGUCUGCUCGUUAUCUGGACAUGAGCUCCAAGGAAGUCAUUGAUCGUUUUAAAAGCAAUGUGGAUGGAAAAUAUUUACUAGAUGGAGUUCCUUUUAGCUGUUGCAACCCCAAUUCCCCUCGUCCCUGCAUCCAGUAUCAGAUCACCAACAAUUCUGCUCACUACAACUAUGACUACCUGGCAGAAGAGCUGAACAUCUGGCUCCGUGGCUGCAGGGAGGCUCUACUGGACUACUACGAUCAACUCAUGCAGACUAUUGGUCUUACUGUCCUCAUUGUAUGGCUCUUUGAACUCUCAGUGCUCACUGGUGUACGGUACCUUCAGACUGCCAUGGAAAAUGUGCUGGUAUUAGGAGACCCUGAAAGUGAAUCCCACGGAUGGCUACUGGAGAACAGCUGUAUGGAAACUGCUAAACACAAUUUUGAAAUCAUCAAAAAUCUGGGUAAAGUCAACCAGAUCUCCAGCCUUUCGGGGAAAUCUGAUCCAAAUGUGGAUAUACCAAGAGCAGAUUAUGGCCCAGAUAAUGUUCCACCAGACUCCAUCCCCACAGUUAGCUGA
Nanorana parkeri is the source of this 1095-nucleotide messenger RNA. RefSeq names its product photoreceptor outer segment membrane glycoprotein 2-like. Gene Ontology annotation, cellular component: membrane. The record is from RefSeq and is a predicted model, not a curated record. The transcript is spliced from 3 exons. Gene Ontology annotation, biological process: visual perception. Bases 1 to 1095 code for a protein of 364 amino acids. NCBI's taxonomy places the organism in Eukaryota, Metazoa, Chordata, Amphibia, Anura, Dicroglossidae.